Messenger RNA from Ectocarpus siliculosus, 2478 nucleotides. The record is from the annotation of a GenBank genome assembly. Lineage: Eukaryota; Phaeophyceae; Ectocarpales; Ectocarpaceae.
AUGCUUCUAUUGGCAUGCUUUGUUGGGGCUGUAUGCCUCCUCAUCACCAGAGGCAGGAGAAACUUCUGCUGGCGAAACACCAAGCGCUUGUUUCGAAGCGGUGGUCUCGCUGCCGUGGCUGUUCGAGAUGCUUUAAGGUUCUGCAGUGAUAUCCUCAUUCUAGUGAGGCUUUUACUUGUGCUGAAGGUCAAGGCCGCACGAGUCCGCGGCGUUGACUGGAGUGUAGCAGACAUGUUCGAGGAGAUCCUCUAUCGCCACGGCGACAAACCAGCAAUCGUGGUGGCUGAAACGGGUUCAUCUACCACUUACACUCAGCUCGAUCGAAGGUCAAAUCAGGUCGCCUACUGGGCUCUGAGCCAAGGCCUCCAGAAAGGAGACGUUGUCGCGCUGAUCAUGCCGUCGUGCCCUGACUACGUGGCCAUUUGGCUAGGCAUGGCGAAGGUUGGGGUGUGUACGGCCCUUGUCAACAUCCACACCAAAGGCCCGGCGCUUGCACACGCAGUCCGGAUCGCUCUUGAGCAGUCGAAGUCCCACACCCCGAUCGUGGUGGUGGAUAGAAGCCUUGCCGCACUGAUGGAUCCUGACGUCCUUGAUGCGCUUCCUGAAACGGUGCGUAUCUGCGUGUACGGGGGAGAAGCAGAAGCUGGGGACAUCUCACGAGAUGAUAUGUGGUCACAGAUAGCAACAAUGAGUCAAGGCUCUGUCCCCGAGGGAAGUCGGCGGGGGAUCAUGUGGAACAGCCCAUUGAUUUACAUCUACACCUCAGGCACCACCGGCCUACCCAAGGCUUCCAAAAUCAGCCAUCUGCGUUUCUUCUCCUCAGCUGUCAUGUUCUCCGUAGCGACCAGACUGCGUUCUAACGACAGGGUGUACUGCGCGCUGCCCCUCUACCAUUCCUCCGGCGGCAUGCUGGGCGUGGGUGGAUGCUGGCGUGCUAGGUGUACCCUAGUUGUUCGCAGGCGCUUCAGCGUGCGGCACUUUUCGAGCGACUGCGUGGCGCACCGGUGCAGCGUUGUGCAGUACAUUGGCGAGGUAGCAAGGUACUUGGUGAAUUCGAACGAGACAGAUCUAGACCAGCAGUGCUCCAUCAGGGUUGCCUUCGGGAAUGGUCUAAGCCCUGACGUCUGGCGCCGCUUCCAGCAAAGGUACCACGUCCAGCGCAUUUGUGAGUUUUAUGCAUCCACCGAGGGAAAUGUGGCCAUGGUCAAUACUACAAGCAAAGUAGGGGCUGUGGGCGUUGUUCCGUGGUUUGCCGCAAAGCUCUACCCGACUCUCCUUCUGAAGAUGGACCCCGAGGGAGAGGAGUUGCUGCGAGACAGCCGAGGUCGCUGUGUGCCCUGCCAGCCUGGCGAAGUUGGUCAGCUAGUGGGGCUCAUUAAUGACCACGACCCCGCCCGACGAUUUGAGGGGUAUACCGACUCAAAGGCCUCUGCGAAAAAGAUCGUGCGAGAUGUCAUGCUUCCCGGUGACCUCUACUUCGCAAGUGGCGACUUACUUCGGAAGGACGCGUUUGGAUUCUACUAUUGGGUGGACCGGCUCGGAGACACUUUCAGGUGGAAAGGAGAGAACGUGGCUACAACAGAGGUGGCCCACGUGAUCUGUGGUUUCCCAGGAAUUGCAGAUGUGAAUGUUUACGGGGUUGAAGUCCCCGGGACAGAAGGGCGGGCUGGAAUGGCGGCUAUCGCGUUGAAAGAAUCACGCCAAGCGGAUGAACUCGACUGGAAGAGGUUUUUCCAGCACUUGAACAGGCACCUCCCAAGUUUUGCCCAACCACAAUUCUUGCGGGUUGCGGCGAUCUCGAGCUCGACCUCCCAUAUGACGACAACAUUCAAGCGCAUCAAGACUCAGCUCAGGAAGGAGGGUUUCGAUCCUACAAAUAUUGAAGGAGAAGCCCUGCUACUUCGCGACGGCGUCGACAGGACAUUCGUGCCUCUUUCGAGGCAUUUGUACGAGGCGAUCAGCGAUGGCUCGUUACGCUUGUAGCUUCGUGCGCGUUCUACUGCCGUCCGAUUUAUUUUUUUUUCGUUAGAAAAGCUGCGUGUCAGCUCUGUACUCUACUAAAACUCCGGAGAAUUAGUCGGAGUACGCGUUCGACUCGGUGGCAAGAAGAGCACAGGUAUAUGCUAGGAUGGUUGUGUUUCACCGAGCACGCCGACGCUUUGCCGACGUGGGCAAGCACGCAAGUGUUUGCAAAAGCUAUCGUUUGUGCAUAUAGUCUUGGCAUGGUGUUACGGUGUUGUCGGGCGCACCGUCGCACGACCUAUGACUUCUCAAUCAGGCGCCAUGCCCACUGCAGUAAGAUUUUCUCAACCUUGCGUACUUUUAGCCUCUAGGGAAUAGUACCCUUCACGAAGUGGACCAAAUAAACCUGCAAGCAUGCUAUUAUAGGCUGACAUUCAAACGGCUGGUCCCACGAAAAGAGUAAGGGUUGUGUGUGCGUACAUCGCAUUCCACACUAAACGAAUACAAGAGCCUCCC